This is a messenger RNA of Ostertagia ostertagi, 1056 nucleotides long. The record is from the annotation of a GenBank genome assembly. NCBI's taxonomy places the organism in Eukaryota, Metazoa, Nematoda, Chromadorea, Rhabditida, Trichostrongylidae.
AUGGACCUUCAUGAUGCGUCUGGCUAUGUCAUGACACAGCCUCUGGAAGAUGUUCUCGCUGCUCUCCGUCCUGAUUAUUGCCUAGUUGAUUUUGGCGAGGAGUCUGUUGCUGUGUGUGUGCUGAUCGACUCGGCAAGCGCUGAUAAGGCGUUGGCACAGGACUUGGUCACUGCACUUGCUGAAGGAAGAAAACCUGAAUAUGGGCGGAUUCUUGUGUUUCCAAAACAAGAACUUAGGCAAGUUGCUUGUCGUGGUGAUCGGGUCAAGAAGUUCAGGUGGUUGUGGAAUUACCGGCGAGUGAAACUCACUCUCGAGGAAAAUGUAAUGGAAAACAUUCACUACCUGCGAACAGAUGUGGUCUGUGCUGUUGGUGUGGAUUGCAGAUUGGAAAAGCGAUAUCCCGGAAUGUUUGAGCUGAUGCUAACGUCUUGUUCAUCGCAUUACAACGUGGACCGAGAACUCAAGAAACUGGCGGAAGCCUUCUUAGAUCUGACAGACAUUCUGGCUAGCGGAAUAGCGGAGCUUUGCUCUGAUGUUCGAAGAACUUACGAUUCUGUGAAGAUGCGUGACUCAGUGCACUGGACUCUGAUUCAGGCAUUCAAUUUCGCUUUUCAAGUUCUGAAAGCUGAUGUUGAAGAAUGUAAAAGACUUGUGCUUGGUGACAAGGAUGCUAUAACGGUGACACCCAGACGUCGAAGUUCCACGAUGAGCUCGCGAAAAACUUCAGAUGAGAUCUCGUCAAAGCUGAAAAAAGUGUCGCUUGAAUCUCGUCGGGCGAGACUUGAAGCUGCCGCAUUAGAAACAGACGCGAAGGUGGCAAAAAGAUGGGAUCCCGCGUUGGAGUACGAAAAGUUUGAGCAUCAGGACGAAAUAGUCGGAAAUGAUGAAGAACGAAUGGGGACGUCACUUAUGGCAAUGGUAGAAAAGCAGAGUUUCUUCCAGUCUGCUUAUCCUAUGGGACGUGUGGUGACGAGGAAGCAUGAUGAGUUCAGAAUGGAGAACUACAUGGACCCAUCGAAAACUGCACCGUUCAAGUAUCAGAUUCUGGAGAAAUUA